This is a messenger RNA of Populus nigra (black poplar), 3579 nucleotides long. RefSeq names its product topless-related protein 1-like. Lineage: Eukaryota; Viridiplantae; Streptophyta; Magnoliopsida; Malpighiales; Salicaceae. The transcript is spliced from 25 exons. Gene Ontology annotation, molecular function: protein binding. Gene Ontology annotation, biological process: regulation of DNA-templated transcription. The record is from RefSeq and is a predicted model, not a curated record. The coding region runs from base 163 to 3474 and encodes 1103 amino acids.
CCUUGCUUUAGUCACCUCAAAACUCUAAGAAGCAGCAUCUUAUAGGAAUUAGAGCUCAGAGAUAGAGAGAGGGAGGGAGAGAGGGAGAGUUUGUUUUAGAGAGCUAGAGUGCUCUGUUUCUUUCAGUUCUUUCUGUUUUAAAGAUCAGAACUGGCUGCUGUAAUGACGUCUUCGCUCAGCCGAGACCUUAUCUUUUUAAUUUUGCAGUUUCUUGAUGAAGAAAAGUUCAAAGAAACUGCUCACAAGCUGGAGCAGGAAUCAGGGUUGUUCUUUAAUGCAAAGUACUUUGAGGAGCUUGUGUUGGGUGGCGACUGGGAUGAGGUUGAGAAGUAUCUUUCUGGGUUUACCAAAGUGGAUGAUAACCGAUAUUCGAUGAAGAUAUUUUUUGAAAUUCGCAAGCAAAAGUAUCUGGAAGCAUUGGAUAAGCUUGAUCGGACCAAGGCUGUAGAUAUCCUCAUGAAGGAUCUCAAAGUUUUUGCCUCUUUUAAUGAAGACUUGUUCAAAGAAAUUACUCAGCUGCUUACAUUGGAUAAUUUCAGGGAAAAUGAUCAACUCUCGAAUUAUAGAGAUACAAAGUCAGCAAGAGCAAUUAUGUUGCUUGAGCUGAAAAAGCUUAUGGAGUCAAAUCCCCUUUUCCGUGACAAAUUGCAGUAUCCUAACAUAAAAAAUUCAAGAUUACGAAUGCUUAUCAACCAAAGCUUGAAUUGGCAGCAUUCCCUUUGUGGUAAUCCAGGGCAAAAUCCUGAUAUAAGAACCCUCUUUGUUGAUCACAGUUGUAGAAAUGCUAAUCAUGCAUAUCCCCAACUAGCAGCGAGCAAUCACCUCAUAGCUUCUGCACCAAAGCCUGAAGGUUUUCUCUCAGUAGUUGCAAAUGGGUCAUUCCAGCCUGCACCAUCACCAGCACCAGCAGCAGCACCAGCACCAGCACCAGCACCAGUUCCAAUACCAGUUCAAACACCUUUAACAACAUGGAUUUCCAAUCCUGCAACUGUAACCCACCCAAUAGUUCUCGGAGGAGGAUUAAAUUUCAUCGGUCCAAAUCCAGGUGUAGCAAUGCCAAAAGGUCAUGGGGAUUCUGAUGUGUCAAGACCAAGAGUUUCUGGGGCUUUGGACAGGGUAAUGUUGGCAGGAAAUAGUUCUGGUCAAAAUCAUUAUGGCUUGGCUUUUAACAUGACCGAAGAGUUGCCCAAGACUGUGGCACGGACAUUAAAUCAAGGCUCAGUUCCCACAAGCAUGGACUUCCAUCCUAUCCAACAGACUCUACUUCUGGUUGGAACUGGUAUCGGGGACAUUACUUUGUGGGAAGUUAGUUCUAGGGAGAAGUUGGAGUCAAAAAGUUUUCAGGUAUGGGAUAUUGGAGCAAGUUCAAUGGUAUUGAAGGCAUCUAUAAUGAAGGACCCAUCUGUUUCAGUUAAACGCGUAUUAUGGAGUCCUGAUGGUUCUUUAUUUGGGGUUGCAUAUUCUAAGCAUAUAGUACAGAUAUACACUUAUUAUGAUGGACAUGGUAUUCGGCAUCAUGUAGAGAUUGAUGCUCAUAUUGGAAGUGUAAAUGACCUAGCAUUUUGCAAUCCCAAGCAACCAGCGGUCAUUACUUGUGGUGACGACAAGACCAUCAGGGUGUGGGAAGUGGCCACUGGUGCCGAAUUGUAUACGUUCAAAGGUCAUGAAGCUCCUGUUCAUUCUGUCUGCCCCCAUUCUAGGGAAACUGUUCAUUUUGUCUUUUCGACAUCAGUGGAUGGAAAAAUAAAGGCGUGGUUGUAUGACAUGAUGGGGUCUAGGGUUGAUUAUGAUGCUCCUGGUCGAUCAUGCUCCACGAUGGCAUAUAGCGCUGAUGGGAAAAGGCUAUUUUCAUGCGGGACCAAUCAAGAUGGGGAGUCACACAUGGUGGAAUGGAAUGAAAAUGAAGGUACUAUAAAGAGAACCUACCAAGGCUUUCACAAGCGUUCUUUGGGUGUUGUUCAAUUUGAUACUACCAAGAAUAGAUUCUUGGCUGUCGGCGAUGACUACUUGAUCAAAUUCUGGGAUAUGGAUAGUCCUUCUCUUUUGACAACCAUUGAUGCAGAGGGAGGCCUACCAACAAGUCCACGUAUUCGAUUCAAUAAAGGAGGGAACCUGUUGGCUGUUUCUGCUAAUGAUAAUAGAAUCAAAAUCUUGGCGACAGUUGAUGGUCUCUGUUUGAUGCGCACAUUUGAAAGCCAUUCACUGGUUGCCUCGAGAGUUGGAAUUGCAUCUGAGGCACCGAUAAAGAAUGGUGACUCUAGAAGCUCAGAAGGUGUAAAAACAAGGGUGCCCGAAGAAGUACACCCACCAAAGAUAUGGAAGCUCACUGAGAUUAAUGAUCCUUCCAAGCUUCAGUCAUUGAGGCUCUCCACUCGCAUUAAAACAGAUAAGAUUGCGAGGUUGGUCUACACAAAUUCAGGCACUGCCAUCUUGGCACUUGCAUUAAAUGCUAUUCAUCUAUUUUGGAAGUGGCCUCGAAAUGACCUUAAUUCGAGUGGGAAGGCAACAACCAAGGCUUCCCCUCAAUUGGUGCAACCAGGAUCUGGCGUAUUAAUGACUAAUGAUCUAGUUGAUGCUAGAACAGAAGAGGCUGUGCCGUGUUUCGCUUUGUCCAAGAAUGAUUCCUACAUCAUGUCAGCAUCUGGAGGGAAAAUUUCCUUGUUCAACACAAUGACAUUCAAGACUAUGACAACAUUCAUGCCUGCACCACCUGCAGCGACGUAUCUUGCGUUUCAUCCUCAAGAUAACAAUAUUGUUGCAGUGGGAAUGGAUGAUUCCACAAUACACAUAUAUAACGUUCGUGUGGAUGAGGUCAAGAGCAAACUUAUGGGUCACUCUAAGAGAAUCGCUGGUCUUGCCUUCUCUAAUGUGCUGAAUACCCUUGUUUCCUCAGGUGCAGAUGCUCAGGUUAUAGUGUGGAGCACUGAUAGGUGGGAAAGGAAGAAGAAUUGUGUGUUGCAGAUUCCAGCUGGAAGGACACCUCCAGCAAUGUCAGGCACCCAAGUCCAGUUUCACCAAGAUCAAAUCCAUUUGCUUGUUGUACAUGAGACUCUGCUCGCCAUUUAUGAAACAACAAAACUUGAAUGCUUAAAACAGUGGAACAUUGGAGAAUUUUCAGCACCUAUCUCCCAUGCAACAUUCUCUUGUGAUAGCCAGUUGGUUUAUGCCAGCUUCGUGGAUGGAACUUUGCGCAUAUUUGGUGCAUCAAAUCUUCAAGUGAGAUGCCAGAUUAAUCCAAAUGCCUACCUUCAACCAGAUGUCGGUUCUUCAGUAUAUCCACUAGCAGUUGCUGCACAUCCCCAAGAACCUAAUCAGUUUGCCAUCGGCCUAACAGAUGGAAGUAUUCAAGUUUUCGAGCCUCUUGAAUCUGAGGGCAAAUGGGGCAUGCCCCCAUCUGCCGAAAAUGGAGCAUCAAGUAGCAUGCCACCCGCGCCUCCAGCUGUCCCCUUAGAUAAACCCCAGAACAUGGACUGAACAAAUUCCAAUGUCUUUGUUUCAUUUUAAUCAGUUUAAGAAGCAACUUAUAUGUAAUAUGUAGGAAACCUGGUAAGCAUUUUAUAGCAAGCUUUCUUUCAUGCA